UAGCGGUUGGAACAGCUACGCGCAUAUCUACUUGUCUAUGGACAAAUGUCAAGUUGAAAUAGAAAAGUCGAAACUUCUCAUUCGGCCAUUUUCGUUGUGACAGUCUUACGACAUGUCGCACAGGAAGUUUUCAGCACCCCGUCAUGGGUCGAUGGGAUUCUACCCCAAGAAGAGGUCCCGUCGUCAUCGUGGCAAGGUGAAGGCUUUCCCCAGAGAUGACCCCAGCAAACCAGUGCAUCUUACCGCUUUCAUCGGCUACAAGGCCGGUAUGACCCACGUGGUCCGUGAACCCGACCGUCCUGGAUCAAAGAUCAACAAAAAGGAGAUCGUAGAGGCAGUAACCAUCAUAGAGACUCCCCCCAUGGUGGCGGUGGGCGCUGUCGGCUACAUCGAGACUCCGCACGGGCUCCGCGCUCUGCUCACCGUGUGGGCCGAGCACAUGUCUGAGGACUGCCGUCGUCGCUUCUACAAGAACUGGUACAAGUGCAAGAAGAAGGCUUUCACCAAGUCCAGCAAGAGGUGGCAAGAUGAGCUCGGCCGCAAGUCCAUUGAGAAGGACUUCAAGAAGAUGAUCCGUUACUGCACUGUGGUGAGGCUCAUCGCCCACACCCAGAUGAAGCUGCUGAAGCAGCGUCAAAAGAAAGCUCACAUCAUGGAAAUCCAGAUUAACGGUGGCACCAUUGAAGACAAGGUCAAGUGGGCCAGGGAACAUCUGGAGAAGCCCAUCCCCAUUGACUCUGUGUUCACUCAGGAUGAGAUGAUUGACUGCAUUGGUGUCACCAAGGGCAAGGGAUACAAAGGUGUCACUUCCCGUUGGCACACGAAGAAGCUGCCUCGCAAGACGCACAAGGGUCUGCGCAAGGUUGCUUGUAUUGGAGCAUGGCAUCCUUCAAGAGUUUCCUUCACUGUCGCCCGUGCUGGUCAGAAGGGAUACCACCACCGCACUGAAAUGAACAAGAAGAUUUACCGUAUUGGACAAGGUAUCCACACCAAGGAUGGCAAGGUUGUCAAGAACAAUGCCAGCACUGAGUACGACCUGUCCGAGAAAUCCAUCACCCCCAUGGGUGGUUUCCCCCACUAUGGUGAGGUCAACAAUGACUUCGUCAUGAUCAAGGGUUGCUGCAUGGGACCCAAGAAACGCGUUAUCACCCUCAGGAAGUCUCUUCGCGUCCACACCAAGAGGGCUGCCCUUGAAAAGAUCAACCUGAAGUUCAUCGACACAUCGUCCAAGUUCGGUCAUGGUCGUUUCCAGACGCCGGCAGACAAGGCCGCCUUCAUGGGCACCCUCAAGAAGGACCGCAUCAGGGAGGAAGCCGCCGCCACCACCGCCCCGGCUGCUGCUGCUACUGUGCAAUCUUAAACCAUUGUGCAUUUAUAAUAAAAAUAUAUGA
This is a messenger RNA of Cydia amplana, 1391 nucleotides long. It is a transcript of the gene RpL3, whose product is annotated as large ribosomal subunit protein uL3. The transcript is spliced from 7 exons. Gene Ontology annotation, cellular component: ribosome; cytosolic large ribosomal subunit. The coding region runs from base 113 to 1360 and encodes 415 amino acids. Gene Ontology annotation, biological process: translation. The record is from RefSeq and is a predicted model, not a curated record. NCBI's taxonomy places the organism in Eukaryota, Metazoa, Arthropoda, Insecta, Lepidoptera, Tortricidae. Gene Ontology annotation, molecular function: RNA binding; structural constituent of ribosome.